AGUGCGGUUUUCAAUAUCGCACGCGCUCAUUUGCCCAUAUAUUGCGUUAGUUCGCUUCAUCGUCUGUGUGCAGCGCGGUAGGAUUUUGUGGAGGUACUCGUCGGCGAUUGAACUAGACAAGAGCAACAACUGAACCCCCGCCGCCGGCAGCUCGGAGUUUCUUCGGUAGUAUCGACAGAGAGAGAGAGUGUGUGUGUAUUUUUCACGACGAUGGCAGUGACUCGUCGAGCUGCCUCCGUCUCCACGCGCGGCAUGCUUGUAACCCUAUUGGUCGUGACAGUGGCGGCACCGUUGAUGACGGGCACUAACGGCUAUGGCUUAACGGACUUCCUUGCCGCUUACACGGACCCCAGGGUUAAUUACCACGCAGUGAGAGGCAACGUGGCUCUGCGUGCGUCUUUCCCGCCGCUUAACCGGUCGCUAACGCUGGUCGGCCGUGGACCCGGAGGCGCGCGACCGGUCCUUGAUGGUCGAUCGAGGUAUGGUGGUAUCGUCUUGGAGGCCGACAAGAACCUCACGCUAGUGAAUCUGGAGAUGAGAAACUUCCGCUCAGUACAGGGAGGAGGGGCGGCGGUCAGGGCGCGCAGCUCCGAGAAGAUCGUGCUUGAUAGGUGCGUCUUUCGCAAUAAUCGAGCGGCGGGAAACGGCGGCGCAGUGAAUUUGGUGGGCGUGGACGAGAGUAUCACGAGAUGCGUGUUCGAAAUGAACCGGUCGGGCGGCGAUGGCGGCGGCUUGUGGUCCGAAGACGACGGGUUCGCGAGUAUCCGCAGCUGUGUAUUUAAGAAGAAUCAGGCGGCGUCGAGGGGAGGAGGGGCAGCUUUCAGAAGGCGCUUCACCACUGACAUCAACGGCUGUAGCUUUGAUGGGAACAAGGCUUCUGGGAUGGGCGGCGGCGCCAUCUGGUUCUCCAGAACGGGUGCCAGAUUGUACGACACUCGAUUCUCGAGCAACGUGGGCGGUCAGCGCGGUGGAGCCGUACGAUUCGACGGGUCGGAGCAGGGAACGGUGAGGUUUUGUAGAGGCAACACCUACUCUGGCAAUAGCGCCAAAAAUGCAUCGUCCGAUAAUAUCUACGUGUCCAUUCCGAACGUAGACGAUGGAAUCAGCUGCACAUUCUGUCCGUCGAUCCCUGCUCGCACUGUGAUCGAUGACAAUAACAACGUCAAUGUGACUUGUCGGUUCUGCUGAUGAGUUUAGAUGAGGAGGGGAGAUGAGGAGGUGAGAUGAGGAGGUGAGAUGGGGAGUUAACUUUGUAUAAAUGGGUCAAUUAGGAGGAGCCUUGGCUUCUUCUCUGCCGUAUUGUAUUGUUGCUGCAGGCGCACCGUUUGCCGCCGUUUGCCGUUGUUGGUAGACUAAGUGGCGAGCAGUUCUCCAUCCGCGGACGAAGGACGAAAUGCACUGCCUUUUAUGUUUCUUUCUGUUUUCUAGAGGAAUGUGAUUGGUCCAGUCGUCGAUGAACUGGUCUCUGCUGCGAGUAUCGAAAAGGUAAGCGAAGAGCGAUGUUGCCGUUUUCACCCGAAUAGAACGCCCCUUGUCAUGAUCCCUGUAUCUCGACUGAAAGUUGCUCCAAAUGCAGCAGCUUUAAUCACCGUUACGGCAUUGUUGCGUUCACCAGGUACACAUCAGAGACCAGGAUGGGGGUAUUCGACAGGUCCAAAGCUCAGAGCAGAGGAUGGCAUUCAACAGGUACAAAGCUCAUACCGAGAGAAUGACAAGUCAAUCAAUGUGUCUGCAAGCUCGCUGCAGUCCAUUUGCACUAGUACGUUUCUUUCCUGCUGGGGGUGUAGAGAGGAGAGGGGAGGGGAGGGUGGGGGGGAGAGGGAGGAAGGAGGGGAGAGAAAGGGGGGAGCUUCUGGUCAUCGUCGCUCUGCUUCCUCCCCCCUUGCUAAGCUGUGACAAUGCGACGCUCUGUAGUCCCUCUUCUAUAUUUGCUGCUUCCAAACGCAAACAAAAUUUAAUGUUAUUU
This is a messenger RNA of Chara braunii, 1966 nucleotides long. NCBI's taxonomy places the organism in Eukaryota, Viridiplantae, Streptophyta, Charophyceae, Charales, Characeae. The record is from the annotation of a GenBank genome assembly.